CUACCGUCCCAAAACAAACGGUUUUUACAUUCCCAACUGCAGCAAGGCAUUCUUUUUUUUUUUUUUUUUUUUUUUAUCUCCAACCCAGGCGCCCGUCCGUCACGGUUAUACAACUUUCUUUUUGCCUUUCCAUACUAGACCUAGACCGGGGUUUGUUACGAAUUACGAUUGGCGAUUUUAAGCUACAACGUGAACAGAAACGAAGCUACCAAGAGAAGCAAGUCAAACUCCUUCCUUGGACCCCGGACUAAGAUCGCGACGGAGGUUGUUUCGCUCCAACCACCGCAAACUUGCUCAACCGACCACCCCGGUCACCCCCACAGCUAGUUGCGACCUGGACUGAAAGUCACCAUAAAAUAACCUCUGAUUCAUCCCACACCUAGAGGAUCUAGUUCCUACAGUUCUUGUUCAUUCCGACAACCCUACACCCGUUCCUUCUUAUCCCUCCAUCUACAAUCCUCAGCCCGUGCAAGUCGCGACGGCCAACAAUCCGGUUCACAAAUCUAGCUCAUUACUCAAAAAAGACAAGCCAAAAAACUCAUUAUAAUCAACAAAGAUGAUCUUCCCGAGGCACGGCGAUGAAAACCACGGCGGCGCCACCACGAGCGCUGCUACCAUGGACAGCAACAUGUCCGGCAUGAACAUGUCGGGUGACACCAGCGGGUCUAGCAGCGACUCCAGCAGCAGCAUGUCGAUGACGAUGAUGUCGGUCUUCCAGACCGACCGCGACACCCCCCUCUACUCGACUGCGUGGACCCCGAAAAACGCAGCAGGAUAUGCCGGCACCAUCAUCUUCAUUAUUCUCCUUGCCAUGACCUUCCGCGGACUGCUUGCCGUCAAGGCCAAGAUGGAGGCGCGCUGGCUCGAUGCCGAGCUCAACCGCCGCUACGUCGUCGUCAACGGAAAGCAGCCAAUGGCCGAGCGCGCCAGUCAAGACUCGCUUGCCAAGCAAAUGGUCCUUUCGGAGAAUGGGCGUGAGGAACAGGUCAUGGUUGUGGCUAAGAAGACGUCCAUUGCCAGACCGUGGAGGUUCUCUGUCGACCCCAUCCGUGCAGUCCUAGACACAGUCAUCGCUGGCGUUGGCUACCUCCUCAUGUUGGCUGUCAUGACAAUGAACGUCGGCUACUUCCUGGCUGUCCUCGCUGGCGUCUUCCUUGGCUCGCUGGCCGUCGGCCGCUUCGCCACCAGCUCAGAGCACUGAGUGGUCAGUGUCUUGCUGGUUCAGGACUCGAGAAGGAAAUGUUAAAAGGUCAAAAGAGGAAAUGAAUGACUAUCGAAGAUUUGAAGGAUAAUGAAGCGGGCGUUUUUGGUUUUGGAAUAUGGGUGGAUAUAGUGUCUCCGAUACCUAACAUUGUGGUCUUUUUUUCUGUUCUUGCUGUUUUUUUGUCCAACCCAAGGGGUCUUCCGCCACUCAUUUUUACACAGUCCUCGAAAACCCCGUUCACUCUUUACAGGAUACCAAAAUUUGGCUGGCACCCGGCCGCAGUGAGUGCUGUCUGUCUGCC
Molecule: messenger RNA, 1505 nt
Organism: Pyricularia grisea
Lineage: Eukaryota; Fungi; Ascomycota; Sordariomycetes; Magnaporthales; Pyriculariaceae
Exons: 2
Coding region: 557-1201 (214 amino acids)
Biological process (GO): intracellular copper ion homeostasis; copper ion transmembrane transport
Cellular component (GO): plasma membrane
Molecular function (GO): copper ion transmembrane transporter activity
Source: RefSeq, a predicted model, not a curated record